GUUUGGGUCUCACCUGUUCGUGGUCUCGGGUCCUCUCCGCUCUGCAGACCAUCAGCCGGGCGUUCAUGAACGGCAGCGCUCUGGAGCACGUGGUGGAGUUCGGUCUGGACUACCCGGAGGGGAUGGCGGUGGACUGGCUGGGGAAGAACCUGUACUGGGCCGACACCGGCACCAACCGCAUCGAGGUGGCCAAACUGGACGGGCAGCACCGGCAGGUCCUGGUGUGGAAGGACCUGGACAGUCCUCGAGCUCUGGCUCUGGAUCCGGCUGAAGGAUACAUGUACUGGACCGAGUGGGGCGGGAAGCCAAAGAUCGACCGAGCAGCGAUGGACGGGACGGGACGGAUCACUCUGGUGGCCGACGUGGGCCGAGCCAACGGGCUCACCAUCGACUACGCAGAGCGCCGCCUCUACUGGACCGACCUCGACACCACGCUCAUAGAAUCCUCCAACAUGCUCGGUGAGAAUCAACAAGCCGUUAUUUGUCUUUUUUUUGUUCUCAUUUCUAAACAUGACCGAUAAAGAUUUAUUGGAAAGUAUCGUUUCAGUUUUGAGGAAAGAAGAUUCGUUGCAUGCACUUUCACAGCAUCACAAUUUCUUAGUUAAAAGGAAGUUUUAUUUGGGAAAGGGCUCGCUUUGUAUUUAAUUAUUUAUUUGCUGAUGAAGCUACGGAGUGACUGAAACCUUAAUUUAACCUAUAAACUGUGAUGCUGAGCAACAGCAGUGUGCAGCGUCUUUGUUUCUAAAGACUGAAGGAAAUGCUGUGGCUGUGCUGCAACAUAAUUUUCUUUAAAUGUUAAAAAAGACUAUUGUUUAAAGUCUUAAUUUGUCAGAUGCACAACAGUUACAGAGAAGUGGUCGUCGUUUUCAGGUUCCCUCCAACAGCGCUACUACAAAAUAUAGAAAAAGAAAAUCAUGCAUCUAAAAUAUUAGAAUCCGAGAAUAAAAUCAUGCAGUUCAGUUGAAAUAUUGGAAAGAAAUAUACAUA
Plectropomus leopardus (leopard coralgrouper) is the source of this 987-nucleotide messenger RNA. The record is from RefSeq and is a predicted model, not a curated record. Lineage: Eukaryota; Metazoa; Chordata; Actinopteri; Perciformes; Serranidae.